AUGAACUUUGGCAAGCUCUUCCCUCUGGUGGGCAUGAUGACAGUCGUCUCUUCCGCUGUUGUCUUCAAUGCUGCUCCGGCCUAUGCGAAUUUAUCUAUCUACUAUGAGCGACCCAAUAGUGGUGGCUACCCUUACCCCACGCCCACGCCUGAAGCAGCUAAACCCUGUGAAUACAAUACUGAGGCACCUACUCCCCAGAUCCACAGUGGACGCCCUGAAAGCCGAGGAUAUCUUUGUCCAACUCCAGCCCCGCGGGGCCCAGACGACAGCGAUUCAAGUGAGUAUGACACUGUGAAUACUACCACUGCGAACGAACCGAAUUACUAUGGCCAUCCUAACGACGGUGGUGACCCUCUGUUAUUAAAGCGAAGUAAACACAACCAAAGUUGA
Molecule: messenger RNA, 390 nt
Organism: Phytophthora nicotianae INRA-310
Lineage: Eukaryota; Oomycota; Peronosporomycetes; Peronosporales; Peronosporaceae
Exons: 1
Coding region: 1-390 (129 amino acids)
Source: RefSeq, a predicted model, not a curated record